Messenger RNA from Rotaria sordida, 267 nucleotides. Lineage: Eukaryota; Metazoa; Rotifera; Eurotatoria; Philodinida; Philodinidae. The record is from the annotation of a GenBank genome assembly.
AUGAUUUCAACAAUAAUUAUUAUUUUUACUUUAUUGAUCAAUGCAAGUGCUAUAAUUAAUAUUAAAUUAAAACGCAAAGAAGUUGGUUUCAUAGUUGAAAAUCCAUCUGUUGGUCUCGGAUUGUCUUCUAAAAGUAUUCCUCCUCAUGAACAAUUCAAUUGUGAUAAAGUACGUGAAUUUCUUAUAAGUCUUCAAUAUUUUCGAAUAUUUAUUGGUCUUUGGAAUAUAUUAAUUAUAUUUGCUAUGUUUACUAUAUUUAGUUAUUAA